This is a messenger RNA of Penicillium angulare, 2496 nucleotides long. RefSeq lists its product as uncharacterized. The coding region runs from base 1 to 2496 and encodes 831 amino acids. The transcript has 2 exons. The record is from RefSeq and is a predicted model, not a curated record. NCBI's taxonomy places the organism in Eukaryota, Fungi, Ascomycota, Eurotiomycetes, Eurotiales, Aspergillaceae.
AUGGUCCCCGAGACACAUUUGCUCCAAGCUCCAGUGACGCAACUAAGUCUCGCAGUGUCGUUCAACUUCGCCUUGUCAUACCAAAAUCCGUCAGAAGUGUCUCGCCACACUCGCCGAGCCUCUAACGACGUCCACGACGCUUACGACCUUUCAACGUUUACGAAUUUCCCGCGGCAGCACCAGCAACCAUCUGUACCUCGUCCUUCAUCCUCCCACUCAGCUGAUUUUCGUCCUUCAUCCCCAACUGGAUCCCAGCGUACCUUGCGCAGAACCCGCCGCCAUCCCGAUAGUGCUCAAUUGGGACAUCGUAGAGCGUUCUCACUAGACCAGACAAGACAACCUGCAUACCACCCUCCGGCGCAAUCACGAUCACGUCUGCCUACCGCACACCGAGAUCCAGAUCGUAGCGUCACCUCACUUCGUCCAGCCCACUCAGAAGCACAAACGGAUGAGAACGGUUCGACAGUCGACGACCCUUAUCAGUUGUUGAAUACCUCUUACUGGCCGCUCAGAACUACCGGAGUCUCAUCUCGCACUGCCUCCGCAAUACUCUUUGCCCUUGAGGACGCCAUCCGUCGCCCGAUACCUUUCACCUUCGAUUGGGAAGAAGUGAAUGCUUCUAUGUCAGAUAUGGUAGGCGUGGCUGGUCCUGCUGGACCCAUGGGUAACGGCCGAGUGCAGAACGGAGCGUCCCGUGCACCCCCAGCUCCAAUGCAGGUACCCACACAACCUCCCAGUGGAGUAAGAACACCAACAGACAUCAUGCGACAGCGUCGAGAUCGCGAGGCACGUCGGAAAGCAGAGCAGGAGGCCCGCGAUCGAGAACAGGAGGACUUGGAAAGACAGCAAUUGGAGCAGGAGCAGGCUGCUGUGGUGCAGGCUCAGGCUCGAGCUCAGGCUCGAGCUCAGGCCCAACAACAGCUUACUGCUAAUGCUGGUGCUGGUGCUGGUGCUGGUGCUGCCAGCGACUCGGUUUCCCAGCGUCGUGCACGCCCUCAACGUGUACUCAGGGACCCAGAAACUCAAUUCGAUGCUGCUCCCGCCCCUGGUACUGCACCAGGUGCUGCGACUAAUUUUCGGGCUACUGCUCCAGCUGCGCAGGUCGGUGGAAGAUCUGCUUAUCCUAAUCAACCGCAUCUUUCUUCGAGUCAGCCGCAGCUUGGCUCGGGUAUACCGCAGGGACGGCCUCAGAGCGCUACUGCGGCUGGUACUGGUGACCCAACGGGAACCAGUGGAUUUUCCAAGCCUGCCCAACCUCCUCCUGGUCAGCAGGGUACUCUUCAGCAACCACAGCGUGUCUCUUUCCCGCAUGCUUUCGAACGAUGGGAAACACUUUCCUCUCACUGGGAAGGAUUGACGAGUUACUGGGUUCGGAAAAUGGAAGAAAAUAAGGACGAUGUGCAAUCGGAUCCGAUCAGUAAACAGCUUGCCCGCCAGAUUACCGACUUGUCAGCUGCUGGGGCGAACUUGUUCCAUGCUGUGGUUGAGUUACAGCGUUUGCGUGCGUCCUCUGAACGCAAGUUCCAACGGUGGUUCUUCGACACACGCUCCGAGCAAGAACGUGCCAAGGAAGUACAAGCGGACCUUGAGAGACAGCUUAAGAGUGAGCGCCAAGGUCACGCAGAUGCAUUUGCUGCUGCCCAAAAUGCCGAGAAGGACAAGUCUCGUGCGGAGGACUUGCUCCGCGAAAUGCGUCGCGAACUUCAGAUCUCCAAAGAGGAGGCCCGUCGCGCAUGGGAAGAGCUCGGUCGUCGGGAGCAAGAAGAGCGAGACCGAACGAACUCUCUCCGAAACGGAGAGCCUACUUUAGUUGGUGGUGUCCAAGUUGUUCCAAUGGUCACAGGUGCCUCAAAUCGCAACACUCGUCCACCAACCCGCGAAGGCCAAUACACCGGUGGCCCACCAGCUACCAAUUACCAGGCCGAUCCCGACCCAGCCACAGCCCAGCAGUACUAUGACGAAGUCCCAAUGUCACCUACCGGCUCUGAUCCUUUCAUCGAGACACAAAAGGCUCAACCCACCACAAACCCAGGCUCAAGCAAAGCCCCAUAUACAGAACCCGUGUACGCCCACGAAAACACCGCCCCCUACCCCGGCCCAACAACUUCAGAACCCGAUCAGGUAUCCUACGUCGGUAGCAGCGAUGCCGGCGAGGAGGAAUACGGCUAUCACCAAGACCACCCUCAGCCAGGACAGAGCUACGGAUACCCUGCCCCUCUCUCCGAGGCAAGUGACGAGUACGACAACCAAGGUGAACACCAACAAUAUGUCACCGAUGGCGCGUAUACAACAGCAACCACCUCCGCGCCUGUCCAUGCUCCUUACCCCCCUCCAACAGCCGACUACUCCGGUUCAGACUGGGGCUCAAACUCGGGCUGGGAAUCCGUCACCCCUCGCCAUCGCCACCCUACACGGUUAAGUGAUGUUCUUGAAGAAGAUGAGCCUAGUCGCACAUCUCCCAGUCGUGCGAGCCAAGCGAGCCGAAGCAUGCACUGA